UUGUUGGUAGUGACCAUUACCUCAGCCUUUAAGAAUGUUCUGCGCUGCUUGUAGAGUGAAUUGGGGGCCGUUCCUCCUGGGUUAAGGUAGCGUGUUAGAUACCGAGUCAUAUGAACCCGCUGGAGCUUUAGUUUCCCGCAUGCCCCUGGGGCGUCCUGGUGUUUGAGAAAUUCUGAGUUGAAGCUGGAGGCGCGCAAGUCAGUUUUUACUUCAUAAGAAAUUUGACGGCUGGUUUUCUGCGUGGUAGCAUGGUACCAGGUAUAACCUUCCUGAACUGGCUAUGUGCAAGAAGGCUUCCUUCAGAGAUUUCAGACAUCCUUCAAGCCAAAGAAGAGGAAAUUUGAACACACAGAGAGAUAUCAAGAGCAUGUGCACAGAGGAAGGGCUGUGUGAAGACACAGUGAGAAGGCAAUCAUCUCCAAGCCAAAGAGAGGUCUUAGAAGAAACCAAACCUGUCAACAACUUAAUCUUGAACUUCCAGCUGCCAGAAUAGAGUGAACAAAGCCUCCCUGGCUUCAGGAGUAUCUCCUCUGAUAUGUGGAAAGCUCCUGGAGCGAUGAAGAAAAUGACACCAGAAGCUCUAGAACACUAAGGAAAACUUUCAAAUCCAAUGGGAUGGCUAUACAGGCCUCCUGGGAUGGAUGUCACCCGCCUGCUUCUGGCCACCCUGCUGGUCUUCCUCUGCUUCUUCACUGCCUACAGCCACCUGCCACCCGAGGAGAAGCUCCAAGAUGACAGAAGCCUGAGAAGCAACUCCUCUGUGAACCUACUGGAUUUACCUUCUGUCUCUAUUGUGGCAUUGAACAAGAAAUCCAAGAAGAUCAGCAGGAAAGAAGCAGAAAAGAAGAGAUCUUCUAAGAAGGCGGCUUCGAAGCAGAAAGUGGCGCAGCGCCAGACCCCCCUAUCCGCGUCCUGCGUGGCCACCCGCGGCAGCUGCAAGCCGCCAGCACCCGCCUGCUGCCACCCGUGCGCCUCCUGCCAGUGCCGCUUCUUCCGCAGCGCCUGCUCCUGCCACGUACUCAACGUCAACUGCUGAGCGCGCCCCUUCCCGGCCGCGGGCGGGCAGGGCUUCGGGGACUUGGGGCGCUUCUCGGGCGGGUGAUCCCUAACAGGACGGCUUCCCAGGGCUGGUUGCGGGCGGAGCUUCCAGGAGGUGGGACUUAAGGGAGACCUGGCUAAAGUCGAAAUACAAUAUAUGUCGGAUGCU
Molecule: messenger RNA, 1207 nt
Organism: Sapajus apella (tufted capuchin)
Lineage: Eukaryota; Metazoa; Chordata; Mammalia; Primates; Cebidae
Gene: ASIP
Product: agouti signaling protein
Exons: 7
Coding region: 611-1036 (141 amino acids)
Biological process (GO): hormone-mediated signaling pathway; melanosome organization; positive regulation of melanin biosynthetic process
Cellular component (GO): extracellular region
Molecular function (GO): neuropeptide hormone activity; melanocortin receptor binding
Source: RefSeq, a predicted model, not a curated record